Molecule: messenger RNA, 2221 nt
Organism: Raphanus sativus (radish)
Lineage: Eukaryota; Viridiplantae; Streptophyta; Magnoliopsida; Brassicales; Brassicaceae
Product: UPF0496 protein At3g28270
Exons: 3
Coding region: 892-2094 (400 amino acids)
Source: RefSeq, a predicted model, not a curated record
AAACAUCUUCCUCUUGUCUUGAGCAAGAUUCUGAUCCGGCCGAAGCCCAAUUACAUUAAGAUCCAUAACAAGCCCAAAAAGCUAUGGGCUAUACUAAGCAAAAGCUAAACGGGCCCACAGCCCAAUAACCAAAUCCGACGACUAAGGUCUACGCGAUAAAGAUAGAGGACACGUGGUCACAUCUGAUCCGUCCAGACGCUACCGUCUUAUCUUGACCGUCUCCACCUCAAAUCGUCGCCUGAGCACCACCACCACACGGUUCGUUUCGUCAUCGAUCUAUACCUAAAAGCCUCCGACCGAAACCAUCUCUCUUUUUUUCUCCACACUGUCUUUCCGUCGGAGAGAUCCAUCGCUCCCGCGAGAUCAAAUCUGACUAUGAAGCUUUUCAAAUCCUAGACAUGCGCACCGAGAACACCACUUCUAUCCUUCUCUCAAUCAUAACUGCCAUGAACGGAGAGCUACCUCACACGACCGAGAUCUCAACCGCUAUGACCAAAACAGAUACCAAGACGAUAAGAUCCACGUCUCUCCUUUAAACAUCUCGAACCAGAAAAAAACCCAAAAGUAACCCGAGUUCAAAACCGGCAGAUUGGAGCUUUGCGAGCCUCCACUCUCCGGAACCAAAGCCGACGAAGGCGGAGCAGAAGAAAUCUCCCCUUCCCGAAAGUUGAAACCGGCGGCGGUGAAUCUGAGGAAGCCUCCACCUCCCGGAGAAAACCCGACGGCGACGGAACUAAGGUAGCUUCCAUCCCUCGGGAACAAACACAACCUGUGCAUGCGAGCGGCUCCCUCUCCACCUUUGACCUCCAAGCAACCGCGUCGUUGCUCCAAAAGCUGAGCCACCGACAGAGGAGACGGCGGAAUCAGAGCUCGGACAAGGCGGAUAAUGACAUGACGGCUUGGAGGGAGCAAAGGGAAACUUUUACGACGGACAAGAAGGGGGUCCGACGGAGGCACGGACGCUCACGCGCCGGCCAAACCGCCGAUCCCCUGUCUCUCUCACUUUUUUUCUCUCUCUUUUUGCUAUUAAUAUCAAUGGCAUUACACGAAGUAUACUCGGGACAAAUUAGUGCUUACAAAGCUGCUUGUGAAGAACACCCAGAGCUCAAAGCCUUUGAUUCUUCGCUCCAAGAGAAGACCAAAAAAGUGUUGAACUCGAUCAUCGCUCAAGCCAAGACUGGAUCUUAUUCCAUAAUCACAUCAUACGCGGAGGUCUACGGGUAUCUACUUGAAGCAAUCCUAGAUGUGGCAAAGUUCAUUAUUCGUAUUGAAGGCGGUGUGUGGGAGAACGAAGAUCUAAGGUCUUUGGUGAAGGCCUAUUUUGAGGAUACCUUAAAAACUUUAGAGUUUUUCAAAACUGUAGAUAACUUGGUCGACAAAGCAUCAAUUGGCGACGGUUACAUUCAACGCGCAGUGGAACUCUUUGACAAAGAGUCGGAAGAUGGCGGAAAUAAUAAGAAGAGGUAUGAAAAAACAUUGGAGGAGCUGAAGAAGUUUGAAGACAUGAAAGAAGAUUUUGAUGGCGACAAGUUAAAGGCUCAGUUCGACUUGGUCAAAAAGGAGCAAGAAUCCCUUCUGGAGAAAGUGAGUAAGCUGAAAACAAAGAUUGAUGAGGCAUAUGCUGAGUCAAUGAUGCUUACUCUGGUUACGAGUGUAUUUCUCCCAUGUGUGUUUAUCGGUGUUGCUCUCAUAGAGGUGGCUAUAAAUGCGCACAACGGCGAAGCUCUAGUGAUAGGUGCAAGUUUAUUGUUACCAUUCGUCAUCCUUGGUUACUUGCCGAAACUGGAAGACAUUCUGAAGAAACAGGAAGAAAUAGCAAAACAGGUGGAGAAAGGUUUGGAAGUCAAUAAAGAUGCGAUGGCGACCAUAAUGAGCUUAGUCGAGAACCUAUUAGAAAAGAUCUCGUCGAUGUUGGAGAUCGCGGAUUUUGCUGGGGAGGAUAGCGAGAUAGACACCAAACUUGCCUUGCAACUAAUCAAUAAGAAAAUGAGUGGAUUUACUGACGAAAUCAACGAGGUUGGCGAAAAUGUGGCUAAGCUUAAAGAAUUGGUCACUGGGGCGAUUAUUAAGGUUCUGGAAAAGAUCAAAGGGUAGCGGUAAACUAUAAAAAUGCGUUUUGAACGUUAUUCAUGUUUCUUGUUCAAGAAUCAAGAUCCAUACUCAUGUGUAAUUGUAACCACUUAUUGAUCUCUUUUCUUUGACAGCAUCCAAUUCAUCUUUA